UUUGUUUGCUUUUUUUCUGUCACUUCUUAUUCUUGCUCUCACACACACACACACACAUAUAAAUUUUCUUUUUUCAUAUUUUUUCUUUUAUCAAUAUGACCACACUAACCACCGCCGCCGCCCACGCCAACGACGAUCUUUCUGCCUUUAAGGUCUCGGCCCAGAUUGCGCCCGCUGGUUUGUCCUCCGACGGCUUUCUUGUUCUGGACCCCGUUCGUGCCCGCACCGCGGAUUUCCUAGCUUCCGAGGUCCCUGCCACUGCUUCCCCUUGGUCGGUUUUCCCUGCUUGGGUCCAGGAGGCCCUUAAGGUUGUUUUUAACAACCUUAAGAACCAUUAUCUCGAGUCUGUUUCUGCCAAAAAACAGAUAGAAAAGUUAGAAGACUACCGUACUUCAACUUCUUCAUGGCCGCAAUUCGUCCUUGCUGCUGUCCCUGGCCCCGCCUCUUUUUCGGUAGACUCUACCGUAGUCUCCGAGGAAGAACGUUCUUCCAUGUCAGCUGCUAUCCAGCAAGCUGUCGAUGCCGCCCACCUCGUUGUUUUCCAACAGGCCUUACAGGCCAAGAAAUUGGCUUGGCAACGUCACUACGAUCUGGCUGACUCCUCCCGUGCGCUCCGGUCUCUCCGCUGUCGGUUUUUUGAAAACCUUCAGGCCAUGGGUAUUUUGGCGGACAAUCAAAAUCCAUAUCUAGGUUUGUUGUCCCGCUCGCUGUCCCAUCUUGGAUAUAUGAUUCAAGAUCUGGAUACCAAGACUCGUUGGGCGUCUGUCUCCGCUGCUCGCGCUCGGGAUAAGAAGGAUGCCGCCCGUUCUGCCGCCGAUAUCGUCAUGAGUGACACGUCCGUCGCCUCGAAAUCGGUUGAAAAGUUGGUUGAUGAACGACUAACGCAGAAACUCAAGUCGCUCAGCCUAUCGGGAAAAGGCCCCCGUCCCGGGUCCCUGGCUCCGCCCAGGGACGGAUUCAAAAAGGAGUCAAGGCUCCAGGCAAGCCCACCACCAAGUCCGCUGCCAAGACCAACAACAACAACAACAAAAAACGUUUGGCCCCCGCCCCCACCCCGUUCAAGUCCCUCAAAAGGGCAAAAAAUCCCUCCUCCGCCUCCCCCUCCAAAAAGAAAAAAUAAAUAAAAAUAAU
Messenger RNA from Zychaea mexicana, 1131 nucleotides. RefSeq lists its product as uncharacterized. Lineage: Eukaryota; Fungi; Mucoromycota; Mucoromycetes; Mucorales; Lichtheimiaceae. The annotation marks the transcript as partial. The record is from RefSeq and is a predicted model, not a curated record. The transcript has a single exon.